AUGAACAAGACCAAGGUGCACCCCAACGUCGCAGCUGCUUCUCCGGCGGUACCAGCGGCGGCGGGGGAGAAGGGAGAGGCGGUGUCGCUCACCGUGUGGCGGCGGUCGCUGCUGUUCAACGGCAAGGGGUUCACGGUGUUCGACACCAACGGCAACCUCGUCUUCCGCGUCGAGACCUACGCCCGCGGCGGCUCGCCCCGCGAGGUCGUCCUCAUGGACGCCGAGGGCGUCGCCCUCCUCACCGUCCGCCUGCAGAAGCUGAGUCUGGCGGAGGAGUGGCUCGUCUACGACGGCGACGGCGACGAGCCGGCGCCAAGGCGGUUCACGGCGCGGCGGAACAGGAGCCUGCUCCGGACCAAGUCCCUCGCUCGCCUGUCGCCGCCGCGAUCGUUGGACGGCACUGGGGAUGUGCCUGGCUGCCGGUACGAUGUGGAGGGCUCGUACGCCGGCCGCAGCCUCGACAUGUUCGCCUGCACUUCCUCCGCCUCCGGCGGCAAUCAGCGGCGGCGCGUGGCCUCGGUGUGCCGGAAGGAAGCCGCCGUCGGCCUGGACGUGUUCAGGCUGGUGGUGGAGCCAGACUUGGAGCCGGCGCUGGCCAUGGCCGUGGUCAUUCUCCUCGAUCAGAUGAACGCGUCCUGA
Molecule: messenger RNA, 639 nt
Organism: Triticum turgidum subsp. durum (durum wheat)
Lineage: Eukaryota; Viridiplantae; Streptophyta; Magnoliopsida; Poales; Poaceae
Source: the annotation of a GenBank genome assembly